Molecule: messenger RNA, 906 nt
Organism: Scophthalmus maximus (turbot)
Lineage: Eukaryota; Metazoa; Chordata; Actinopteri; Pleuronectiformes; Scophthalmidae
Product: calcitonin-1
Exons: 5
Coding region: 83-472 (129 amino acids)
Cellular component (GO): extracellular region
Molecular function (GO): hormone activity; calcitonin receptor binding
Source: RefSeq, a predicted model, not a curated record
CAUAUAUAAACCCCUGCACUGUGGGAGUGAGUGCUCAGAGUCUUAUCACUCGGUUCUUCAUUUGCAGAAGAUUCAUUAUCUUAUGAGAGUCAUGAUAAUGCCGAAACUGUGGACUCUCCUUCUUGCCAAUGCGCUGAUUAUUUGUCAGAUGUACAUCUCACAGGCAGCUCCAUCCAGAACUAUCAAGGACUCCAUGUCAAAUGGAGUCAUGCUAUCAAACGACGAUGCACAAAGUUUACUCAGAGCAAUCAAGGAGUUCAUGCAGAUGACCUCAGAUGAGCAAGACGCCCAAACAGCUGAUGGGAACAGCAAUGCAACAGCGCAGAAGCGGGCAUGUAACACAUCCACCUGUGUAACCCAUCGCUUGGCUGAUUUUCUGAGUCGGUCAGGGGGACUCGGACACAGCAACUUUGUUCCCACCAAUGUGGGUGCCCAGGCGUUUGGCAGACGGAAGCGGCAAGGCCCUGUGUGAGCAAAAGGGCAAAUACAUGGACUCAGUUCCUCCUUGGAGUGACAAGACAGCAUCAUCAUCCACCUAUAAAUACCUAUAAAUGAGAGUAUCAUUUAGAAAAAUAGCCUAUACAAACUGAUGUCUGGUGUAAUGCUUUCAGACUACCAGACAGUUGCCAGUUUAUGAUUUUAUUCCCUGCUUAAAAACAGUAUUGGUGUCAUUGUUGUCAUGUAAAUGGAAGUGGGCAUGUAUUUUCUUCUGUUGAGACAAAUUACAUAUUUUUCUUCGUUUUUUCUUGCUGUACAUCUGCACUACAAACGAAACAAAUCAACAACUGUGGCUGUCUUGAGCCUUGAUGUAAAUCUAUUCAUUGCAUUUAAUCAUAAUGCACAAUGCAAGUAUGAAAAAUGUAGUAAUACUUGUGAGUUGAAAGCAGGAAUAAAUUGUAUUUUAGC